Molecule: messenger RNA, 1698 nt
Organism: Pyricularia grisea
Lineage: Eukaryota; Fungi; Ascomycota; Sordariomycetes; Magnaporthales; Pyriculariaceae
Exons: 1
Coding region: 1-1698 (565 amino acids)
Source: RefSeq, a predicted model, not a curated record
AUGCCUUUACUCGAUUUCCCGCCCGGCGACAACGCCACGGAUACCAUCAUCAAUGGCGUUCACUUCAAUCUGACCACCCUACGGAAUUGGAACUAUCAGUACUACAGCAACCAGACCGUCUCCAAUGGCACUUGGGACUGGUGCAUGAUCAUGGCCGAGCCGUGGACACCCACACGCAUCCUCGCCAACGGCACUUUUAUGAACUCGACGUGGUGUUAUACUCCGACGCACCAUAUCGGCCCUCGGGCUGGCGUUGGAAUGGCCUUCGCCGCCAUCUUCGGUAUUGGCAUCGUUCUCAGCUUGGUCAACCUCGACCGCCACGGGCGACUACACCUACCUGUCGAGAAGCGCUUCUACCCCGUCGGUAGGAGAUGGCAGUGGUACUUCUCAAUCAUUGCGUGCGCCUUGGCCCUGGCUGGACUCAUUUCCAAUGUCGACGUUGACCGUUUUUUCCUGCCCGAGCUUCCCAUCGUCUUGGUUAGCUUCUUUUGGUACCUGAUACAAAUGGCCGCCAUUGCCAUUGUUUGGGAGUCGGUCCGUCAUUGGGGAAGCUGGAUGGAGCGUCAAUUUAUCGAUGCCGACCCAUUCUCCUUGCCCGAGGAUGGUCGGCGUUACAGAUUUGAGCUUCUAAUCCCGCUUGUCUUCUACGCCUUCCUCUUCCUCAACUUCUUUCUCAUUUUCCCUAGAAACUGGGGUCCGCUUCAGCUCCAAAGAUCCCCUGAACAGACACGGCUCGAAGCUAUCCCGGCGGCUACGGAGCUCCGACUGAAGCUGGGAUCGUUUGCACUGUUCUUUGCCUGGCUCGUCAUCCUGGUGUCGCUCCGACAUACGAUCAACGAGUAUCAGCCUCGUAACCGGGGGCUGCUGAAUCGAGCCAUAGGGAUCAUCAAACUGACGCCUCUCCGUCUUCACUUGUUGAUUUUCCUGUCGCUUGUCGUCGUCGCGUACCAAGCGUUGGUACCUUGGUCAUGGGAAAACUCGCCGAUGAAUAUCAAGGGCAACGUCGCUGCGAUUUACCUUGGCGGAUUCCUCCCUACCCUUCUGAUCGUUUACGUCAAUAUUGUUGCUGGUUUCAUGCGUCCCAACGAGGACCAGGAGCUCAUACGACAAAGACGCCUGCGCGGUGCAGAGCAUGAUGCCCAGCUACGCAUCACCAAGAAGCCCACCUGGUGGCGGAGGGUGAGGGGCGACGUCCCGCCCCCUAACGAGACCAUGAGAGAACGGCUUACACGCAAUGCUCGCGAAGUUGGCGGAAGGGGUGUUGAUCCUGUCUUGGAGGCUGAGCUGGCAGCCGCUGGCCCUACAACCGAUCAGACGCAACCUCUCAACAGUUCUACGGGGCCGAAUACGGUGGAGAUGGGUGCAAUGCAGAGGCCAAACAGCAACGGCAGCAGCAACGGCGGCGAUCUCCCUUCCCCCAACCCUUCCAGGCCAAGGCCAGACUUGGAGGCAUACGCGGGAAAGUCUGAUCGGCGGCGGAAUGAAAGGACCAUGGCUGCCGUUGCCGGAAUGCUUUUCCCCGCUUCUGGUAAUAGUUCCGACUAUGCCCAGAGGAGGGCCGAAUUGAUGACGGACGGUCCUCCCCCGCCACCCUAUAGGGACAACGGCGAUAGUCGCCGUCAGCCCUCGGAGCGAAGUAAUAGCACCGCCUCAAUGGCGCGCCCUGCCCAGCAACCAAAGAGCAUGCUGGACGUUUAG